CCGGAAGUCACUUUAGCCCAAUGACGGUUGCCAAUUGCAAUGUGCAAAUUGCAAACACUGGCGCCAUGUCCACCGCCAAGAAACGAGUGGCUCUGACCACAGCGGAGAAGGCAGCAGUGGUGCAUGAGAAGGGCAGAGAUGCAUCGCUGACUCGAGAGCAACUCAUCGAGUUCUGCAGUGCAAAGUUUGGCAAGCGUCCGUCGCCAGCAUGCAUCACAAACAUCCUCAAGGAUCCAAAACGCUGGGAGGAAGCAGCAAGUGAUCCUUACACAGCAAAGCGUGCCAAGCUUCGACCGAGCCCAGUUGCAGGUCUCGAAGCAGCUUUGGCCGCCUGGGUUGAGCAGAAGCAGGCUCAAAACUUCCCGCUGACAGACGAAACACUGCUGGCAAAAGCGCAUGCCAUUGGGCAGCACAUAUCUCUACCAGACCAUUUCAACUUCAGCCACUCAUGGCUGCUUCGAUUCAAACAUCGUCAUGGCAUUUGUAAGCGCAAGCUAUACGGAGAGGCGGCAAGCGCGGACAUGGAUGGCGUUGCGCUUGCACGUGAGGCGCUGCCCAGACUCCUCGAGCACGUUUCCCGUGAUGACCUGUACAACUUGGACGAGACAGCUCUGUAUUACAGACAGCUCCCAACCCGCACUCUUGCAUCUCACCAACGUGCGGGAGCGGUCACGAACAAGCAGCGACUGACCGUUGCUCUGUGCUGCAAUGCUUCUGGUACUGACAAGCUACCGUUGUACGUGAUUGGCAAGGCAGCGCGCCCUCGCUGUUUUCCAAAAGGCUGGCGGCCAUUGCGUGAUUCCGGUGUUCACUACGACUACAACAGCAGCGCUUGGAUGACCUCCACAAUCUUCAACAACUUCCUCAAAGACUUCACCCACCAUGUCCAGCGGCCUGUGUGGCUGAUCGUUGACAAUGCUCGCUCCCACAGCAUUGACGAUGGCACACCAGGCACAUGGUUUGGCUUGAAGGGUGUCAGUAUCGGAACGGUGAACGUGGUCUUCCUUCCGCCCAACACGACGUCCCAUGUGCAGCCCUUGGAUGCUGGCAUCAUUCGCUCCUUCAAAGCGAAAUACCGAGUGCGUCACCUUACCUGGCUGUCAAAGGAGCUCGAGGACACCACCGCCACGGCUGCACGGCUGCAUGUGCCCCUCGACGUUGCGUUUGACUGGUGCCAGAAUGCUUGGAAGGACGUCAGUGUUGACACCAUCCGCCAUUGCUGGGAUCACGCCGACAUUCUCCCUGGAGACGACCACAUCGACGAGCUGAACGCACUGCUAAAACCGCUCGCUUUUGACUCGCGCUUCGGCAAGGAGACCCCAACUGCCGAGGCUUUGCUGAGCUUACCGGUGGAAAAUGUUACCGAGGUACCAUAUGAGCUUGGUGAUCUGCAAGCCAUGGCUGAUCACCUUGAGGGUUCUGACGGACGGGAGGCUGGGCAUGUCGGCACGUGUGAUGUGGGUGAUGACGGGGACCACAACAGUGGUAUGGGUGGUGUGGGUGGAAUCGACGACAACGACGAAGGGGACGAUGGGGAGGGUGAUGUGAUUUGUCUUGACGACGUGCCAUCAUCGUCACAGCGCCCGGCAGUCCCGAAAGUGAACGCACCCCCACCAACGCUUAAGCAAGCAAGAGAGGCGGCCACUCUACUUCGCCGCUUCAUUACAUUCCACCCGCACAAGCUCGCCAACUAUCGUGACUCUUUGGUUUCCCUUCGUUCGGCCCUUGACUUUAUUGUGAUGCCUCAAACACAGCUUACUCUUCAUGGGUUUCUCACUGUUGACCCUUCUGUCGAUGGGUCUGCACAGUAAACCGUCUUCCUGGC
This is a messenger RNA of Salpingoeca rosetta, 1825 nucleotides long. RefSeq lists its product as uncharacterized. The transcript has a single exon. NCBI's taxonomy places the organism in Eukaryota, Choanoflagellata, Craspedida, Salpingoecidae. The coding region runs from base 21 to 1811 and encodes 596 amino acids. Gene Ontology annotation, cellular component: nucleus. Gene Ontology annotation, molecular function: DNA binding. The record is from RefSeq and is a predicted model, not a curated record.